GCGGGAGGAGGUUUUGGGCGGCGGUCCACCGUCUGGUGUCCGUGUGGCCGGCCUUGGUCCACCGCGUAUGGGCGUCGAAUUUGAAAAGGGACUCCCGCCACCGCGGGAAAAGAAAACGCGCGCGCGCGCGUGUGAUUUCAAAAUUCGAAUUUUGAACCGAACAGCAUGGCGUCUGGUGUAGCGGCGUGGGGAGGUGCGCAGGGGUGUUGCAGUGGCCGUCAUGCGGAUGACGUUGUAGCCGUAUGGGCGUCAUCACAAACUUCCACACGUAUUAUAAGAUGUGACGCCCCCUGCGCCGUGUUCCACCUUGCAUGCUCGUGUUUGCACAUUCUGCCGCCACCGCCAUCUCCACGAACUUCCACUCCCUGGCCAAGGACCACUGGUGGCGGCGUUGUGUCGUGGUUCGGGCGAGUUCUGUCGGCAUGGAUGACAAUGAUGUCUUCUGUAGUAAAUGUGCGUUCGGUCGGUGAUGGGGAUGAGGGAAUGGUUAGGUUGUCUGUUUUGGAGAGGGCUGCAGUGAGGUCUGUCGUCGCCGCCGUCAUCAUGCGUUGCGAGAUGGAGGUCGAAGGUGAACGGCUGACGGCACGGCUACGAGCGCGAAGAAGGAAGGUGAUGCAAGUGCCGGCGUGUGAAGGAUUCGAUAGCGUCGCCGUUUGUGACGCCGUGUUUGAGGUGUGCUGUCUUGGGUGUGGGGGGCUGCCGAGGGCGACUCCGAGGUGGUGGAUGAAACGGAGGACGGGGGGAACCUGGGAGGAUCUUCGUCCUGCAGACGAUGCCACUGAAGAGUACUUCUGCGAUAAAUUAUGGAUAACUCCACGUGUCUUCCGCGAGAUCGUUGAAAACUUGUCGCCGAUUCUCCAGCGACGUGUGACGUUCUACAGAGAGCCUUUGCAGCCAAACCACAUCGUCGCUUACGCGCUGUACAGAUGGGCGUUUGGCGAGACGUACGAGAGCAGCAGCUGCAGCUUUGGAAUUGGCAGGGCUUCGGGUUAGGUGGUUAUCUGGGACGUCACUGCUGCUCUGCUGUCGGUGUACAGGGAGAAGGUGGCGUGGCCGACAGGGGUGCGGAAGGCGGUUGUCAACGUGCUUUUGCAG
Molecule: messenger RNA, 1095 nt
Organism: Chara braunii
Lineage: Eukaryota; Viridiplantae; Streptophyta; Charophyceae; Charales; Characeae
Source: the annotation of a GenBank genome assembly